AUGGUCUUCCGUCGGUUCUUGCCUUUCUUCCUCGCUGCUGGAGUUGCUACGAUUCUAUUCUUUACCGUAGUUCAGGGACGAGAUGUGGGACUACCAUGGCAGCUUGUUGGUUUGGGAGAGGACGUAGGGCCGACGGAGGAAGAGAUUAAGAGUGGGGAGAAUGUCUUGCCGGAUGUGAAACAUGUCGACCAAGACAAACACGAUGGAGCUGGAGGCAGUGGAAGAGAUUGGCAUGUCUUCCAGGAGCCGAAAGUCGAGGAGACGAGUCCAUAUCCGCAAGGCAAAAUGAAGCCGCCAGGGAGUAAUUACACCAAGGGUCUCGUGCUACCCAGGUUGAAGAGGGAGGAUACGGGGUGGGUUGAAGAGGAGCUGGUGGAUUUGAUGGAUGAAGAGCUGUUGAGGAGUUAUAUCUAUGUUGUGGAUGAUCCGACUGCGGCGUUAAGGCCGCCGAAGAAUAAAGGGCAUGAGGUCUCGGUGUACCUUUCCUACAUCAUCGAUUAUUACGAGCACUUACCGGAUGUGAGCAUCUUCAUGCAUGCACAUCGCUACGCUUGGCAUAACAACGAGCUACUUAACACUGAUGCUGCGGCAAUGGUGAGGGCUUUGAGCCCUGAGAGGGUAACAAGAGAGGGUUACAUGAACCUCCGCUGCCACUGGGAUCCUGGGUGUCCUGCUUGGCUACAUCCCGGGUCGACGAUGGAGAAUCGCGACAAACAGGAAGAGGUCAUACUGGCCGAUUCAUGGUCUCAACUUUUCCCGCUCGAUCCUAUACCCACCGUUCUUGCCCAACCCUGCUGCGCCCAGUUCGCAGUAUCUCGCGAGCGGAUUCAGGAAACGAACAAGAUGCGAUAUAUCUAUAUGCGCGACUGGGUCAUGCGCACAGACCUGAACGACUAUCUCUCCGGCCGUGUCUUCGAAUACAUCUGGCAAUUCAUCUUCAGCAAAACUGCCAUUCACUGCCCUAGCAUGUCGGCGUGCUACUGCGAUGGGUACGGCAUUUGCUUCGAAUCUCCCGAGAAGUUCGACGAAUGGUUCAAGCUGAAGUAUGAAAAGAAUCAGGUCAACGAGGAGUUGAGGAUGUGGAGGGUGAAGGCGAAUAAGAUCGAGACGUUGCAUGGGAACGCAGAGGAUGGGAGAAUCAAAGAGGAGGCGAAGUUGGAGGUGCCGGAGGUGGGCAUGGAUCGGGAGUUGGAGAAUUGGGUCGCGAAAUUGGAGAAUGAGAUGGAGAAGAGGAGGCAGAAAGCUAUUGAGAGGGGGCGGGAUCCUGAGCAGAGGGCGAAGGGGAGUGGGAGGGGAUGGAAGAAGGGUGAUGGGUUUUGA
Messenger RNA from Fulvia fulva, 1320 nucleotides. RefSeq lists its product as uncharacterized. The record is from RefSeq and is a predicted model, not a curated record. Bases 1 to 1320 code for a protein of 439 amino acids. NCBI's taxonomy places the organism in Eukaryota, Fungi, Ascomycota, Dothideomycetes, Mycosphaerellales, Mycosphaerellaceae. The transcript is spliced from 2 exons.